Molecule: messenger RNA, 4769 nt
Organism: Oryzias latipes (Japanese medaka)
Lineage: Eukaryota; Metazoa; Chordata; Actinopteri; Beloniformes; Adrianichthyidae
Gene: rps6ka4
Product: ribosomal protein S6 kinase, polypeptide 4
Biological process (GO): protein phosphorylation; intracellular signal transduction
Molecular function (GO): ATP binding; protein serine/threonine kinase activity; magnesium ion binding
Source: RefSeq, a predicted model, not a curated record
CCACUUUGUUCACGUGACAGGCCGUCGCCCAGGUUGUGUCGAAAGCGUCCUGGUGUUAGCAUUGUACAGCCUGUAAGGGAAACUAGUGAAAGCGACAUGGAAACAGUGUAGCCAACUUGUAAUUUAUGUGUUGAAGUGAAAACGGAGACGAGAAAGAAACAAUUGAAAUGACUGUUUUAGUCAUGACGCGCGUGCUGGGAUGUGACGACGUCAGUUAACACACGGCUAACAAAACAUUAGCCGUUAGCUUACCGUCCAAACUUUGACGGACAACUGAAGCGAUCCGCUGGCUACUUGCUAAUACUUCCUCCUCAUUUUACUACAACUACCCUAUCAAAUAAGGUGACGUUGUGUUUGCUUUUUCGUGUUGUUUCGCUCCGUGAGUAUCGCUAAGUUUAGCUUUUUAACGUACGACCACUGAUUCAUUUAAUCGGUCGUUUUCCCCCCCUAAAAGUGAGAUUAACUUUACGAAUUGUCACCUGCUGUUCCAAUUAACCUUCGUUUAUUUGUUCAUGGUAAUUAAAGCUCCGUAAACUGUUUGAACUUUGUUAGCAACUAACAUAUAUUCAACAAGCAGACGUCGAAAGUUGCCCACUUCCUCCGCACAGAUCAUGAUAGUGGAGAUUGUUUUUAUUUAGCGGUCAAAAACACAGUCUUUUUAAAAAAGAAGUCUAUCGAUCGGGAUUAGGAGAAAUGAUGCAUAAAUCCAGGAUGGCACAUUCAGGGGUAUCGGGGAGACUGCAUUGUGUCCAGCUUUCCGUCCAGUUUUUCCGAUAAUCUGCGUGCAUUUAUUUCGCAAUGCGGCGCCGUCUAUAGAGAUCCAUUCAUAUCUGAGCUCGAAGCGCUAGUUUUUGGGGAAGUUGUAUUCAGUUGGUGCGUAGCGUCAUUCAAAGCAGACAGUGUGUAGUUUUCCUCAUCGGUGGAGUGAUGUCUGGAGACGCAUCUGAUAGCAGUGAUGAUUCCGAUGGAAAAAGUCACGAGGAGACCUCGACUGUUAAGCAUCAGAUCACUAAUGCCAACCUCACAGGUCACACAGAAAGGGUCGGGAUGGAGAACUUUGAGCUUCUGAAGGUUUUAGGCACUGGAGCCUAUGGAAAGGUAUUUUUGGUCCGGAAGAACAGCGGUCAUGAUGCGGGCCAGCUCUAUGCCAUGAAGGUCCUGAAAAAAGCAGCCAUCGUUCAGAAAGCAAAGACAACAGAACACACUCGCACUGAGAGGCAGGUUCUGGAGCACAUCCGUCAGUCUCCCUUCCUGGUCACGCUUCACUACGCCUUUCAGACCCAGAGCAAGCUGCACCUCAUCCUGGACUACGUGAGCGGUGGGGAGAUGUUUACCCAUCUGUACCAGCGGGAUCACUUUUCCGAGGACGCGGUGCGAGUCUACAUCGGGGAAAUAAUCCUGGCUUUGGAGCACCUGCACAAGCUUGGCAUCGUGUACCGAGACAUCAAAUUGGAAAACAUUCUCCUGGACAGCGAAGGCCAUGUGGUAUUGACAGAUUUUGGCCUCAGCAAAGAGUUCCUGGAGGAGGAGAAGGAAAGAACCUACUCGUUCUGCGGCACCAUUGAAUACAUGGCUCCAGAAAUCAUCAGGGGGAAGGCCGGGCACGGCAAGUCUGUGGAUUGGUGGAGUCUCGGGAUCCUGAUGUUUGAGCUCCUAACGGGGGCGUCUCCUUUCACUCUGGAAGGAGAGAGGAACUCCCAAAGUGAGGUGUCAAAGCGUAUUUUGCGCUGCGACCCGCCUUUCCCCUCCAUGAUCCGAUCCGUUGCUCAGGACCUCCUGAAGAAGCUGCUGGUGAAGGAUCCUCACAAAAGGCUGGGCUCCGGUCCUCGAGGAGCCGAGGACAUCAAGGCUCAUCCUUUCUUCAAGGGACUGAACUGGGAAGACCUGGCGAAGAAGCAAGUGGUCGCCCCCUUCAAGCCAGAGCUGAAGAACGAACUGGAUGUGGGCAAUUUUUCAGAAGAAUUCACUGGGAUGGAUCCCGUCUACUCUCCGGCGAGCACGCCGCCGAGCACAGACCGGCUGUUUAAGGGUUACUCCUUCAUUGCUCCGUCCAUCUUGUUCAACAAAAACGCCGUGAUGGGUGACUUGAUGGAGUCUCAGGUCAAAGUGGACCGCCCGGCGUCGGCUUCAGUCCAGCGCAGUGCCAUGUUAGAGGAGUCUCAGUUCUUCCUGCACUAUGAGCUGGACCUUCAGGGGCCGCCGCUUGGCGAGGGCAGUUUCUCUGUCUGCAGGAAAUGCAGACACAAGCAAACCGGCCACGAGUACGCCGUCAAGAUCGUCAGCCGCAGAAUGGAGGCAAACACUCAGAGGGAGAUCGCUGCUUUGAGGCAGUGUGAGGCUCACCCCAACAUCGUCAAGCUGUUCGACGUCUACACCGACCAGUAUCACACAUAUUUAGUGAUGGAGCUUCUCCGAGGUGGGGAGUUGCUGGAGAGGAUCAAGAGGAAGAAGCUGUUCGGGGAGGCCGAGGCCAGCCAUCUGCUGCAGAGCCUGGUGUCAGCCGUCAGCUUCAUGCACGAAGCCGGAGUCGUGCACAGAGAUCUGAAACCAGAGAACGUUCUGUUUGCAGACGAUGGGGAGGACUCUGUUCUGAAGGUCAUCGACUUUGGGUUCGCCCGGCUGUGCCCCGCCGGCAGCGCCCCCCUGCAGACCCCGUGCUUCACGCUGCAGUACGCAGCUCCAGAGCUUUUCGAACGGGCCGGAUAUGAUAAAUCCUGCGAUCUGUGGAGCCUCGGCGUCAUCUUGUACACCAUGCUGUCGGGGCAAGUCCCGUUUCAGAGCGACCAGCGUGGAAUGACCUCAUCGUACGCCGUAGACAUCAUGCAGAAGAUCAAAGAAGGAGAUUUCUCAUUGGACGGAGACCCCUGGAAGGGUGUAUCGGAAGACGCCAAAGAGCUUGUGAAAGGCCUGCUGACUGUGGAUCCGGAGAUGCGCCUCAAACUCUCGGAUCUGAAGGAGAACGGCUGGCUGCAGGGCGGGGCGUCAAUGUCCACCACCCCUCUGUGCACUCCCGACGUGUUGGAGUCCAGCGGGCCGACUGUUCGCACUUAUGUCAACGCCACUUACAAGGCCUUCAACCGCUGCAAGAGAGAAGGCUUUUUCCUGAAAAGCGUCGACCACGCUCCCCUGGCCAAACGCCGAAAGCUCAAGAUGACGAGCACGGGCGUGGAGACACGAUGGAGUUCGUCCUCAUCGUCCUCCUCUUCUUCCACUUCCUCCACCGCCUCUGCAGCAGCGUCCAAAGAGCAGUCCAAGCAGUCUGUGACCCCCAAGCAGAGCAAGGCCAAAUGACCUUUGCCAGGAGAUAAAAAUGAAGCAGAUGCCCUCUAGUGGUCAGUUCCAAACAUCCCCGUUCCUUUCUCCCCUCAGCUGUAAAGCAGAGGAGCCUCAGCAUUGGCUAAGCACAAUUAGCACAAUCAAGACGCCUGGAUUUCUAGGGAAGGAAGGAGCCAUUGCAGCAUAAAUGCAGCAGAAGCAGGUCAGAAUGGGAGGAAUUGAAUCCCCCCUCCUUCCAGGCUUUGAUUCGGCUCCCGGCUACAUUUUUAAGUCCAGAACGAGGCGGGAGCUCGGAGCAGAAAGCAGCUUUCUCACAGAGGUAUUUUUGGGUGGAGGUUCAGACGUUUGCACUAUUUCUAGAGAAUGAUCAAAUUGGACCCCCCCCCCCCAACAAACAAACAAACAAACCCUAGUAUCAUCACUGAGAGGACCGUAUGGUAUUGGAGGAUUGCCUCUCACUGUUUUAGUUUAUCAGCUGUACACUACCACGCCCACGGAUCCCUGCAAACGUCAGAGGUUUGGCUUCACAAAUGACUUCAAAGUAAUCAAGCAGUGCCUGGGAAGAGACAGAGAAGCCAUUCCUGAUGUAUAGAACUCUUACUGUGGCAGUCCAGAAAAAAACAACCACAAAACAUUUUUUAAAAAAACACGUUCCUUUUUUUUAUUGUUUCUUUUGCGUCAGAUUUUUGUCCAGUUGAAGGUGCAGCUUGAAUGUUUGACCCCCCCCCCCAUAAACAGUGUUGCUGUUCUCUGUGCCAUUGACGGCCCCCACAGACGCCGCUUGUUUCGCUACAGAGAUGCUCUAUUUGUGACGAUGUUGUCUUCUUUUCCAGGUUUGAUUUGUUUUGUUUUAAACCGAUGUGAUAAAGCUUUGAAAUGGAGACGAUUCAGAAUGAGACAUUUAAAGGAGGACUUUUAGGAGACCGUCCUGUGAAAAAGAUGUGGACAAACACAUAUAUUGAUUUUCUGCAAAAAAAAAAAAAAACACAACCAUGUACCGUAUGUCAAAUGAAUUGGUGUUUUAAUGAUUUUAGUCUCUGACUGUAAUGAUUUUAUUGAUUGUUGCUCGUAUUGAUGAACAGUUGAACACAUUUUGGCUUUAAAGGUGCUUUUCUUGUUAUUUAUUAUGACAUCAUCGCUCGGUUAUGGGAUUUUUAUCACUUGGCUUUUGUAUGGUGCAUGUGCGUGUGCGAGCUGGAGUGCGACUGGACUUCAGUUCUGCUGAGAUUCUCACGCGAGACGAGGCGUUAUUGCAACUUACUGUAUUCUUUUUUUAUUGCAGAUUUCAACCAGUCAUUUUAAAGGUAACCUGUUUUGACUUCACAACCCUUUUGGCAUUUCUGAUUUUUGUCCUCUGUGAUCUGUUUUCUAAUGUUUUUCUUUCAGAAUUGCUGUUGUGUUGAGAUGCACUGUCACUGAUGUUGUAACUGGGACUUUUCAUUUUUGCACCAAGUUUUCUUUGAUGGGUGCAAAUAAACAGUACUUUAAACUGA